CUUCUGCAGCCGAAUUUCUGACUUCCAACUUCUACCCGCCUUUGGACCCAGGGCAGCUGUGCUCAUUGCCCCAGGGGAUGGAGGACGCCCUGGACACUAGGAUCUAUGCAGAGCCUUCCCCGCCCCAGGCUGAAUCCUGGAGAGUUCCAGGGCCCCCUCAGUUCUCCCCGGUGGCCCAGGGACCAUCCCUGGACACAGCCCGUGCUCACAUGCUGACCCUGGGGCCCCAGCAGCUGCUGGCCCAGGAUGAGGAGGGAGACACACUCCUGCACCUAUUUGUGGCCCGGGGACUGCGUUGGCUGGCCUACGCUGCGGCCGAGGUGCUCCAAGCUUGUAGGCACCUGGACAUCCGUGAGCACAAAGGCAAGACGCCUCUCCUGGUGGCUGCUGCAGCUAACCAGCCCCUGAUUGUGGGGGACCUGCUGAACCUGGGCGCGGAACCCAACGCCACUGACCAUCAGGGACGCUCCGUCUUGCACGUGGCUGCUACCUAUGGCCUCCCAGGAGUGCUCUCGGCUGUGUUUAACUCAGGAGCCCGAGUUAACCUGGAAGCCCGAGACUUCGAGGGCCUCACCCCACUCCACACAGCCAUCCUGUCUCUGAACAUUGCCAUGCGCCCGUCGGACCUGUGCCCCCGGGUACUGGGUACCCAGGCUCAAGACAGGCUGACUUGUGUCCAGAUGCUGCUACACAUGGGUGCGGACCACACCAGCCAGGAAAUCAAAAGCAACAAGACCGUGCUGCACUUGGCUGUGCAGGCCGCCAACCCCACCCUGGUCCAGCUGCUGCUGGAGCUCCCCCAGGGAGACCUGCAGGCAUUUGUCAACAUGAAGGCCCAUGGGAACACAGCCCUCCACAUGGCAGCUGCACUGCCCCCGGGACCUCCCCAGGAGGCCAUUGUGCGGCGCUUGCUGGCAGCUGGAGCGGACCCCACAUUGCGAAACUUGGAGAAUGAGCAGCCUGUUCACUUGCUGAGGCCCGGGCCCGGCCCCGAGGGGAUCCGGCAGCUGUUGAAGAGGAGCCGUGUGGCGCCCCCAGCCCUGUCCUCUUAGGACUCGAACCUAGACCUGGACUGAUUUUCCAGUCCCCUCCGUCCCGUGGGACAGCCAGCGUAUGCUACAGUUGCAAAGCCGUAAUAGUAGCUCACCUGCGUCUUUGCCCCAGAUGUCAGUGGUGACACAUUGGGCUGUCUACCCCAAGGUCCGCAGUUCUAAUCACCAUCUGCUCUGCAGGAGGAUGGGACUCUCGACUCCCCUGAAAAGUUACAGGCCCGGAAACCCACCGGGGCAGUUCAACCCUGUCCUAGAAGGUCGCUGUGAGUUGGAAUUGACUCAGUAGCAGUGAGGUUGCUUGUUUGUUCAGUUUUCAGUAUUCUCAGUGAGUCUCCCCUCCGACCUGAGGGUCCCUGAACCUCUCAAUUAAACUCUGUUUGGACAAGA
Molecule: messenger RNA, 1439 nt
Organism: Echinops telfairi (small Madagascar hedgehog)
Lineage: Eukaryota; Metazoa; Chordata; Mammalia; Afrosoricida; Tenrecidae
Gene: NFKBID
Product: NFKB inhibitor delta
Exons: 10
Coding region: 78-1052 (324 amino acids)
Biological process (GO): regulation of gene expression
Cellular component (GO): nucleus
Molecular function (GO): protein binding
Source: RefSeq, a predicted model, not a curated record